This is a messenger RNA of Perognathus longimembris pacificus (Pacific pocket mouse), 627 nucleotides long. RefSeq names its product GSG1 like 2 (gene Gsg1l2). Lineage: Eukaryota; Metazoa; Chordata; Mammalia; Rodentia; Heteromyidae. Gene Ontology annotation, cellular component: plasma membrane. The record is from RefSeq and is a predicted model, not a curated record.
AUGUCUGUCUACUGGGCAGAAACUUGCCGGUCAUCUGUGGUGGAGGGUAGUAAGGGUGAACAGUGUCAAAGUUUCUGGAGUCUAAUCCCAGCUGAGGAACAAGGUGUCUUGUAGCUCUUCAUUGGAAUUGAGGUCCUGAAUAUAUUUCUGAUGCUGACAAGUGCCCUCCUCUUGGGUACAAAAGUGAGUUAUCACAGUUCAGGAUUCAACUGGCUCAAGGUGGAUGCCUUGGUGGCCAUUCUCAUGAUGCUUGAAGGUACAUUCCAGCAUGUGGCUCACAUGAUGUACACAACUAUGUUUCAAAUCUCUGUGAACCUUGGACCAGAAGACUGGAGGCCUCAGAUGUGGGACUAUGGCUGGUCAUAUUGCCUUGCCUGGGGUUCUUCUGCCAUCUGUAUGGCCGUGGCUAUGACCGCCACCAGUAGAUACACCACAGCCAGCCUGGAGUGUUGGGAGAAGCAGAGGGCAACGCAGAGCAGUCAGCGCCCUCAGCACAACAACCUAGGAACUGACACUCUGAAGGAUAUGUGGCAAACAGAAGCUGCUCCCAACCCUGCUAGACUUGUCCUUGUGAAGGUAGCCUGGCCUCUGCCACCAGGUGCUCCAGGCAAGGUGUCUGCAUGCUAG